Messenger RNA from Acanthochromis polyacanthus (spiny chromis), 8116 nucleotides. It is a transcript of the gene cachd1, whose product is annotated as cache domain containing 1. The coding region runs from base 358 to 4296 and encodes 1312 amino acids. Lineage: Eukaryota; Metazoa; Chordata; Actinopteri; Pomacentridae. The transcript is spliced from 27 exons. The record is from RefSeq and is a predicted model, not a curated record. Gene Ontology annotation, cellular component: voltage-gated calcium channel complex. Gene Ontology annotation, molecular function: voltage-gated calcium channel activity.
CACGCCUCCCACUUUCACCCCCAUUGUGGUGAAUCUCCGGCUCUCACACACUUUGCCAGACUUCCAGGAGUUGGAGCGACUGGUCGAAGAGGGAACACCGACAACAGUUUUUUGUUUAGUUUGUUUUCCUUUUUAGAAAAAGUCACCUCAUAUCCUCCUCCUCGCAUGGAUCUGCUUUCCUCUCCGGAGGGAUUUGAAGGAGCUGCGAUGGUUUGCGUUGCUGGGAAUUCUGGAGACUCGUACCGGAGAGAAAGGGCGCUCGUCCUCUCCGCUGCAAAGUUGUAAAAGUAGUUCCCCUUGAAGUUUUUUUGUAGUUUUUCCGCCACCAGCUCAGACUCGGCGUUUCUCCCGGCCACCAUGGCGAGGCGGACAGCGGAGAAACCUCUGGUUUUGACGCCGUAUACGCGCGCUGCUUUCCGGGAUAAACACCUUCGCUUUCGCGGGGGUUUGUUGGCGUUUUGGUGGAGCUUCGUGUUCAUGUGCUCGGCUCUUUCUUGUGGAUAUUGCGGAGCAGAGACGGAGUUUUCCAUCCUGGAAGAGGCGCAAGUUUUGUCCGAGCAGAUGAAAAAGCUGUCCUCUCAGGAGCUGGGAGUCUUCACCAUGCAGAGGAUUUUCAGCUCGUUUGUGUACACCGAGAAGACAUCAAACGGAGAGACCGAAGUGCAGCAGUUGGCAAAGAAGAUCCGGGAGAAGUUCAACCGCUACCUGGAUGUGGUGAACAGGAACAAACAGGUGGUGGAGGCGUCGUACACUGCCCACCUCACCUCACCACUCACGGCAAUACAGGACUGCUGCUCCAUACCGGCAUCCAUGAUGGAGUUUGAUGGAAACUUCAAUACCAACGUCUCCAAGACCAUCUGCUGUGACAGACUUUCCCCCACCGUCAACAGCCGAGCUUUCAACCCCGGACGAGACCUCAACUCAGUGUUGGCAGACAACCUGAAGUCCAACCCUGGGAUAAAGUGGCAGUACUUCAGCUCAGAGGAGGGCAUCUUCACUGUCUUCCCUGCCCACAAGUUCCACUGUAAAGGAAACUACGAGCACCGCAGCAGGCCUGUGUACGUCGCUGCAGUGCGUCCGCAGUCAAAACACAUAGUGGUGAUGGUUGACCACGGAGCGUCUGUGACUGACACACAGCUUCAGAUUGCCAGGGACUCUGCACUGGUCAUUCUUAACGCCAUAGAUGAACAUGACAAGAUCUCCAUUUUGUCUGUGGCAGAGACCGUUCGCUCCUGCUCUCUAGACCAAUGCUAUAAGAGUCUGCUCUCUCCGGCCACCAGCGAGACCAAGAGGAAGAUGAGCACCUUUAUCUCCAACAUCAAGGCCUCUGAUGGAGCCACACAGCAUGCUGCAGGCUUCCAGAAGGCCUUCCAGCUGCUGCGAAACACCAGCAGCCUCAGCAAACAGAGCACGACCACAGACAUGGUCAUCAUCUAUCUAUCGUCCGGUGUAACGUCUCGAGAAUCUUCGGAGCAGGAGAAGAGAGCCACGCUGAGUGUGGUCAGAGAAGAGAACCGACACCUCAACAACUCAGUGAUGAUCCUCACCUAUGCUCUCAUGAACGAGGGAGUUACAGGCCUGAAGGAGCUGGCCUUCCUGAGGGACCUCGCAGAGCAGAAUUCAGUGAAGUACGGCGUCGACCGAAUGUCCGACAGAGAUCGAUCCUCGGUGGCGUCCUCGUCUGGAUCAGCAGGACUUUCCAUGAUGCCGGUGGUGAAGGGUAGCAUGAUGGUGCUGAACCAACUGAGCAACCUGGAGACAACAGUGGGACGCUUUUACAUCAACCUGCCCAACCGUAUGAUAGACCUGGCCCGCUUCAGCCUGCCCUACGCUGACCCAAUGGGAGAUGGGUUUAUCAUGACUGUGAGCCGGCCGUGUUAUUUUGGAAACCUUCUCCUGGGCGUGGUCGGCGUGGAUGUGAACUUGGCCUACAUCUUGGAGGAUGUCACCUACUACCAGGACUCUCUGGCUUCAUACACCUUCCUUAUUGACAACAAAGGUUACACCCUGAUGCACCCUUCCUUAACUCGGCCCUACCUCAUGACAGAGCCUCCCCUGCACACAGACAUCAUCCACUAUGAGAACAUCCCAGGAUUCCCUGCUGUCCGACAGAACAUCCUCAGCCUCCCUUUGGGCAGCCAAGUCAUCGCUGUGCCAGUGAACUCCUCUCUGUCGUGGCAUACCAACCGACUCAGGGACAACAGCAAAGAUGCAUAUAAUGUCAGCUAUGCCUGGAAACUGGUUCAAGACACGUCUUUCAUCCUGUGCAUUGUUUACGUGCAGCCAGAGAUCCCAGUGAAGCAGCUGAAGAACCUGAACACAGCUCCCAGCUCCAAGCUGCUGUACCACCGUCUAGACCUGCUGGGUCAGCCCAGCUCCUGCCUGCACUUCAAGCAGCUCGCCACAGUCGAGUCCCCCACCGUGAUGUUGGCAGCUGGUAGUUUCUCUUCUCCCUAUGAGCACCUCAGUCAGCCAGAAACAAAGCGCAUGGUGGAACAUUACACUGCCUACCUGAGUGAUAACACCAGGCUCAUAGCCAACCCAGGCCUCAAGUCCUCUGUCAGGAAUGAGGUUAUGGCAACCAGUCAUGUCACGGAUGAGUGGAUGACACUAAUGGAAAUGAGUAGCCUCAACUGCUACAUUGUGCGCCGUUACAUAGCAACGCCCAGUGGGGUGCUCCGGAUUUACCCAGGAUCACUGAUGGACAAAGCCUUCGACCCGACCCGCAGACAAUGGUACCAGCAUGCUGUGGCUAACCCCGGCCUCAUCACAUUCACGGGUCCAUACCUGGAUGUGGGUGGGGCGGGCUAUGUUGUCACCAUCAGCCACACCAUCCACGCCUCCAGCUCUCAGAUGGCCCCUGGAUAUGCUGUUGCAGUGAUGGGUAUCGACUUCACACUUCGCUACUUCUAUAAGGUCCUGUUGGACUUGCUGCCCAUCUGCAACCAGGACAAAGGCAACAAGAUCAGGUGCUUUAUAAUGGAGGACAGAGGCUACCUGGUCGCUCACCCGACCCUCAUUGACCCCAAAGGUCAUGCCCCUGCAGAGCAGCAGCACAUUACACACAAGGAGCCACUAGUGGCCAAUGACAUCCUGAACCACCCCAACUUUGUGAAGAAAAACCUUUGCAACAGCUUCAGUGACCGUACAGUGCAGCGCUUCUACAAGUUCAACACUAGCAUAGUGGGAGAUCUCACCAACCUGGUCCAUGGUAGCCAUUGUUCCAAAUACCGCCUGACCAGAAUCCCUGGCACCAACGCCUUUGCUGGUAUCGUCAACGAGACGUGUGAUUCUCUGGCGUUCUGCGCCUGUAGCACGGUGGACCGGCUCUGUCUCAACUGCCACAGAAUGGAGCAGAAUGAGUGUGAGUGUCCGUGUGAGUGCCCUCUGGAGGUCAACGAGUGCACAGGCAACCUCUCCAACGCUGAGAACAGGAACCCCAGCUGUGAGGUGCAUCAAGAGCCAGUCAGUCUGAAUGUGAUUGAUCCCAGUUUGCACGACACCCUGCCCCAGUGUGUCAACACCCGCUGUAGCCAGAGAUACACCAGCAGUGACUGUUUCGGUGUUUUGGACUGCGAGUGGUGCAUGGUGGACAGUGAUGGUAAGACUCACCUCGAUAAGCCGUACUGUGCCCUGCAGAAGGAGUGUUUUGGGGGCAUCGUGGGUGCCAAGAGUCCCUAUGCAGACGGCCUAGGACUUCUAGAUGAGGAGGUGGCGUCUUUGAACAUGAUCAAGAGCGCCCCUGUGGGUCCAGUCGCUGGGGGCAUUAUGGGAUGCAUCAUGGUGUUGGUGCUGGCUGUCUAUGCAUACAGACAUCAGAUCCACAGGCGUUCACACCAGCACAUGUCCCCACUGGCCGCUCAGGAAAUGUCAGUGAGAAUGUCCAACCUUGACAAUGAGAGAGACGAGAGGGAUGAAGACAGUCAUGAAGACAGAGGAAUCAUCAGUAACACCAGAUUCAUAGCAGCAGUGAUCGAGAGACACACUCACACUCCUGAGCGGAGACGGCGGUACUGGGGGCGAUCCGGGACAGAGAGUGACCACGGCUACAGCACCAUGAGUCCACAGGAGGACAGCGAGAACCCACCCGGAAACAACGACCCGCUCUCGGCCGGUGUUGACGUUGGUAACCACGACGACGACCUGGACCUGGACACGCCUCCCCAGACGGCAGCGUUGCUCAGCCACAAGUUCCACCCCUACCGGCACACGCACACACACCACCACCCGCUGCACACGCAUACACACCACCUGCAGGCCGCGGUGACGGUGCACAGUGUGGACGCAGAGUGCUGAUCCGCCCUCCUGCCAGGGAUGGAACUGUUUUUAUAAGAGAGACUAUUUUUAAAAAGACAUUUGUGCUCGAUUAGACAGCACGCAGUGGGUACUGUCAGGAUGGAUGGAUGGAUGUAUGGAGGGAGACGCCACAGCUGUGUCCUUUGGCCGCCGGGACUUUUGGCCUGAUUGGAUGAUGCGUCAUGAUGUCGCUGUGCCAACAUCUCAGUCUCUGCCCCUCUUUUAUUCAGCCCAAUUUAAAGUCUGGCAGGUGUACACAGUUUUAUACACACCGAAAAUGACCAGACCUGGACCAGUAAAUGACAUCAAAUGGGUUUUUCAGUUGAGUUUUUUCUGAAGGAAUUUAGCAUUCAGGACUCAAAAGCGAGCGCACAUAACAGCCUUCAGGAGCAAACAAAACACUGUUUGAGGCCAUUUAUUGGCCUUCAUUGAGGACCUAAAAGCCUCGAGGGAGGACAAAGUUCUUCAUUUUUCAUCAUUCUUCAGGUCCAGUGGAUAAUUAAAUUAGCUGUGGAGCCCAAUGUGACCCCCCCUUUAGUACUCCAUCUGAAACUCUCUUGUAUUAAGGCAGGAGGGGAACAGAACACUCCUUAGGUUUGUGAAAACUGUUGGACAUUUCUGGUGAAGAGUGAAAAUACUGUAUUUUCAACAAAGAACUGGAUCUAGUGGGACUCUAACAUGGCUUCUGUUUCAAGUUAGCUCUCCUUGGUUCAGCAGAUAGACGCUCCAGAGUUGGUUUCCUCUGAUAGUUGCUGCCUUUAGCCAGAGGAGCAGCUGUCGGUCUUACACAACAUGGUGUGGGAAGAUAUGUGGACAUUUUCCUGAAUGUUUGUGAACUUAACUUCAAAGUAGGAGAAGAAAAAAGCUUCAAUGAUUCACAGAAAUACAGAAAUAAGCAUUUUAAAGAGGAAAAUAUUAUUUUUCUACUAUUUAUUAAAGAGGUAGAUUUUCAAGACGGAUAAGAAAGCAGCUGCGGCUAGCAAAACAAGUCAGCAGUCAGGAUACGUACCGGCCCACUUCCUGCAACCACUGCAUUGUAUUAGGGCUCAUUAUUUUCAGUUUUUAUUUUCCAAAAAACAUCUGUGAAUUGUUGUUCAUUUUGACUUUUAAGAACAUCAGUAACACAACAGACUAUGUGAAUUUUCUUUUCCUUUUUGUCCUCAGACUGAGGGACGUUGGUGCAUAAUCAGCAGCUCAUUUGCAUUGUCUUUCACGGUUGUUUUUGCUUUCUAUCACCUGGAACGUAUUCUUAGCUGUCCUCCCUUUCAGAGGAUCCCAUUUACUACUGUAGAAACUCAGUGGUCAGUUUAUUAGCUACACCUGUCCAGUCAAUGAGAUCUAGCACAGCAGUCCUGCCAUAAAGUCUACCUCUAUAAGACCCAUAACAUAAAUGGUUUUUACCCUGACAUAGUCGUAUUAUUUUUAUUACAUGUUUCAGCACUGAAGUUACAGUUGCAUCUGCCCCUAAUGUAUAUAAAUAGGACUGACAAUGAAUUAGAAACAUACUCAUUUUAGUGUAGGCUGAUACAUUAUCUUAAACUAUGACUUUCUUUUUAUACACUUUCUGACAGUUUCACCAAUUUAAAGGUAGAUAUUAUGGCAGGAAUUUGUAGAUUACAUUAUAUUGUACAGAUUUUCCCUAAUAAAGUGGCCACUGAAUGUCUAGUCUGAUAAGCAGUACCUUCUUUAAGUGUAGUGAUCUAAAAUCUAAGACGAAAUCAGAUCUGCUCCUCUCAAAAAUGAAUUCAGGUAAUUCUCAUUGAAUAUCUGGAAAGACUGAAAACAGCAAGCCUUAAUCAUGUCUUUUUCAGAGCAGUUUAAAGGAUACAGUUUUCACUUUUAGCACAUUUUUCUGUCUGUUUUUCACCGAGGUCUGCGUAAUCAUGUGAGCGAAAACUCGCCGUCGAAAACCUCCUCAUUCUGGACCUGUCCUGCGCAUCAGGAGGCAGAACUUCUGUGCUCACCGGCCUUUUUCAGCCUCUUGAGAAUGGACGAGGAAAGACUAACACCAGCAAAACAAUCCUGGCUUUAGUCACUGCUGGGGAUUUGCUGUGUGAGGAUAAUUGGGGACCGGCACAGAGGUCCUGAGAGAUUGACAGACGCUGAGUGCUGUCCUCUGGAUCUGCCUGAGCAGAAAAACCGGUACAGAUUGUUUUCAGUUUCCCCCUGUUUUAUGACAACCUUUCGCCUCUGAGGCCAAGCUGAGAUACUGUAUGUGUGGUGAGGUUGUGUGCUGGAGUUUGUACAAAGCAAGUCGCGUUUCCGGUGAUGCCCAAGAUGGAGUCUCCUCCUCAUCAAAGAGAGUGAAAGAGGUCGAGAUGCUGCUGUUGUUGGACAGAGGUUGCACCCAUCUGUCAGCUCCUCUGUGGUUAACCACUUAAAAUGUAUUUUCUACGUGUGUUUGGUGAUACUGGUGUGUGUCUGAGAGAGAGAGAGGGUGUGUGUGUGAUGAAAGUAAGAUUAUCCACCUGGAACAUUAUCAUUGAAUGCAUUAUUUUUCAAAAUAGUAUUAGAGAAUUAUAGGUGAAGUUAUUAUCAUUGAGAAAUCCACUUAUUUUUAUUCUGAUGAAGAGUCACUUGACCCGAUCUGUGCUUUGUGGGUUUGAUUGUUCAGCUGGUCAAAUCACAGCAGCGUGGCAUCCAUGUUUGUUUGUUUGUUUGUUUGUUUUUCUGGGUGCCAAAUUGUCUAUUGUUCUCCAGAGAUUCAUUAUGAAGUGUAAAUACUGAAUCACAAAUAGCUAUUAUGUCCUGUACACUCCAUUUUUUUUUAAAUGUCGGUAAGAUAUGAUGAUGUAUGCUUCAAAUGAUGCUCAGAUAUUCGGGUUGAUAUUGAAUCGUCUGUUCAUGGUGUCUCGCUAUAUUUUUGACGCCUUGGAUGUCUUUCUUAGGUUUAUUUUUCUUUAGGUCCAUAUUGGAUGGAAGUCAGUACUUGGAAAAAUUAAUACACACUUUUAUGUUUGAGAGACUUCUAGUUUUUAAAAGUUUUAUUGUGUGUCUUCGGAAAUGUUAAAGAAAGCUUAUCUCUCCUUAGAUUUGCAGAGUGACAGUACGACACCUUCUCACGGAGUAACGACCAAAACGGCAGCCUUAUAGUGGAUUCAGGCUUACAUCUGUAAGCCGCGCAGUGGUUCUGUUGCUACUCAAGACUGUCAGCCAUUUUCAUUUACAGUCAUUUUAGUGUGUUUGACACUUUGGAAGAAUACUUAACAUUUGCACAUUCACUGUGAGCUCAUUAAACUUUCAUCUGCACAUGUGCUAAGUAAUAAGCUGGGACAUUAAAACAUGCUGGGUUUGCGUUAUUACAUGUUCCUCACAGUGCUGCGCUUACUAAAGGCAGUGGGUUGAAUAUUCCACAUUAACACUAACCAGCAUCUCAUCAACACUCACACCAUUUUCUGUCCAUUAUUGACCUGCAGUAAUUCAUAACAAAAACAUACAAUAUUUGAAAUGGGUUUGACUACUUUUCAUGGUACGUAAUGCAACAGUAAGUUCACUUCAGUUUGACAGUGAAGCAGUCUUGUAGCAUUUCAGAGCAGUCUUUCAAUCAAAUGCAGUCUGUAUGUGUGUCUGUGUGAGUGUGUGUGUGUGUGCUGGGACAGUUCAACAUAAAACAAGUCUGUUUUAUUUUUCCUGGAGAGCUUUUAAACAGUAUUUACCAGCUGUCGUAAACAAGUAUAUAUGUGUGUAUACAGAACACUCUGAAUUGCAAUUAAUGUACUGAAGGAUCAUGUGUACGUCAUCCCCCCCCAUGUAUCAUAUAAAGUUAUCAAAUUGAGAUUUAUUGCAAUGUGAAUGUGAUAAAGUCCAUUUUACACUUAAA